GACGCCAGAACCGGAAAUGACGACAGCGGUGAAGCCUUCUGGGCGGGGCCUGGGCCGGGCAGCUCCUGAGGCCGAGAUUUCACAUCGGAAACAAAACAGGCGCUGCUCGCGAAGGAACCUCGGAUGCGGGCGGUCGUAGGAGGCCGCGGCGAGGAGGAAGUAGACCUAAUCCAGGAGUCUGCAAGUGACAGCAGCCUGUGAGGUCCUUGGGAAGCUUCGCCUGGAGGAGACACAUGAAAGAAAGAACCCCAAGAGGCUUUGUUUUCAGUGAAAAGGUAUUUCUGUACAGUUGCUCCAAUGACAGAGUUGCCUGCACCCUUGUCCUACUUCCAGAAUGCACAGAUGUCCGAGGACAACCACCUGAGCAAUAUUGUACGUAGCCAGCAGUUGUCUGGGGUUAGAGAUAAAGGCACGAAGAUCUUUAUGGUGACGGGACCAUCCAGCGUCCAGAAUACAGAGUGGACACAGGGAGGCACAUCGAAUGACAGUAGAGAACGGCAUGAGCACAGCAACGAAAGGCGGAGGCGGGGCAACCCUGAGCCAUUAUCUAAUGGAGGACCUCAGGGUAACACACUGCAGGUGGUGGAACAGGAUGAAGAAGAAGAUGAGGAGCUGACACUGAAAUAUGGCGCCAAACAUGUGAUCAUGCUCUUCGUCCCCGUGACUCUCUGUAUGGUGGUGGUGGUGGCUACCAUCAAAUCAGUCAGCUUUUAUACCCGGAAGGAUGGGCAGUUAAUCUAUACUCCAUUCACAGAAGACACCGAGACUGUGGGCCAGAGAGCCCUGCACUCGAUUCUGAAUGCUGCUAUCAUGAUCAGCGUCAUUGUUGUCAUGACUAUUCUCCUGGUGGCUCUAUAUAAAUACAGGUGCUAUAAGGUCAUCCAUGCCUGGCUUAUUAUUUCAUCUCUAUUGUUGCUGUUCUUUUUCUCAUUCAUUUAUUUGGGGGAAGUGUUUAAAACCUAUAAUGUUGCCGUAGACUACAUUACUAUUGCCCUCCUGAUCUGGAAUUUUGGUGUGGUGGGAAUGAUUGCCAUUCAUUGGAAAGGUCCACUGCGACUCCAGCAGGCGUAUCUCAUCAUGAUCAGUGCCCUCAUGGCCCUGGUAUUUAUCAAGUACCUCCCAGAAUGGACUGCGUGGCUCAUCUUGGCUGUGAUUUCAGUAUAUGAUUUAGUGGCUGUUUUGUGUCCAAAAGGCCCACUUCGUAUGCUGGUUGAAACAGCUCAGGAAAGAAAUGAAACUCUCUUUCCGGCUCUCAUUUACUCCUCAACCAUGGUGUGGUUGGUGAAUAUGGCAAAAGGAGACCCAGAAGCCCAAAGGAAGGUAUCCAAAAACUCCAAUUAUAAUGAACAAAACACAGGGAGUGAGCCACAGAACCCUGUGACAGAGAGCGAUGAUGGUGGCUUCAGUGAAGAGUGGGAAGCCCAGCGGGACAGUCGCCUGGGACCUCAUCACUCUACAACCGAGUCACGAAGUGCUGUACAGGAGAUUUCCAGCAGCAUCCUAGCCAGUGAGGACCCAGAGGAAAGGGGAGUAAAGCUCGGAUUAGGAGAUUUCAUUUUCUACAGUGUUCUGGUCGGAAAAGCUUCCGCCACAGCCAGUGGAGACUGGAACACAACCAUAGCCUGUUUUGUAGCCAUAUUAAUUGGUUUGUGCCUUACAUUAUUACUCCUCGCCAUUUUCAAGAAAGCAUUGCCAGCACUUCCGAUCUCCAUCGCCUUUGGGCUUGUUUUCUACUUUGCCACAGAUUAUCUUGUGCAGCCCUUUAUGGACCAGUUAGCAUUCCAUCAAUUUUAUAUUUAGCAGAUUUGUGAUGAGACUUCCAUGGAUUUUUCUCCUUUGACUAUAAUAAAAUCUGGGAAGAACAACGGUGAUUUUCCUGUGUCUACAUCUAACAAAGUCACAAUUCCCAGCUGGACUUUUUGUAGCUUCCUUCCACGUCUUCCUGACCACCUGCACUAUUGGCCAUUGGAAGGAGGUGUCUACAGAAAAUGGUUUUGAACACACAUCAUUGUGGUGGACAGAGUCCCUUGGAAAAAACUACCAGAUUUUAGGGACAAGGACAAAGAAAAACGAUGGGCCAAAAAGUUGCUGUGCUCCCACCAGCAGCUUCAGAGGUGGAUUCUACCAGCACUGCAGACUCUCAGGGCUGCCAUCAGCACAGUGUUAAAUAGAGUGGUUAAACCAAACAGGACUCAUCAUCGUAAACGUGUGUAAACCUAAUCAGUCUGUAUGGAACUCUAAACCUUUUCAGGAGGUACUGUGAGGAAAGCAGGUACCAGCAGCAAAAUGGGAAGGUGAAAAGGGGUUCAGACUUUCACUCUCAAACUUUUUUUGCUGCAAACUUAUCAUUUUUUAAAUAAGACUUUUUUUUCACCUUGGGUCAAGUCAGAUGUGUAAGUUGAUUUUGACGAUUUUUGUUCUCAAGCACUGAAACUCAUUACCAUCUAUGGUUGCCAUUUCCUCCCAAGGCCAGUAUGAAUUUCUUUGAGGUUGCUUUAUCUCAAAAGUGUUAACCUCAGGUUCCAAGUUCAGUAAUUUCUGGAAAUAAUGGAACUAUAACAACGAUUCUCUAUCAUCCUUAGGUAAUUCUGGUUUUGCCCCCAUAUUCCUAAUUUUUAGACAGACUUGUAGGUUUGCUUGCCCUCGAUGCCUUCUUUGUGCCCUGUCUCUCCCUUCACUCCCCCCAUACACGGUUCUUUCAUAAGACAGCUCUGUUGUGGAAGCAGACGAUCCGUUAUCUAGGAUUUCCUUUGUGUGGUGCACAGAAUGUGUAAUGAAUCAGUGCUAUCAGCCUUGCUGUCAUAAUUUCUCAGUAGCAAAUACAGUGUGUGCCCAAAGACAGUCGCAUUAAAGAAGAGGAAAUGGGUGGUGAAGCA
Messenger RNA from Myotis davidii, 2876 nucleotides. It is a transcript of the gene PSEN1, whose product is annotated as presenilin 1. The transcript is spliced from 13 exons. The record is from RefSeq and is a predicted model, not a curated record. The coding region runs from base 298 to 1800 and encodes 500 amino acids. Gene Ontology annotation, cellular component: dendritic shaft; membrane raft; cell cortex. Gene Ontology annotation, biological process: membrane protein ectodomain proteolysis; smooth endoplasmic reticulum calcium ion homeostasis; calcium ion transport. NCBI's taxonomy places the organism in Eukaryota, Metazoa, Chordata, Mammalia, Chiroptera, Vespertilionidae. Gene Ontology annotation, molecular function: beta-catenin binding; cadherin binding; aspartic endopeptidase activity, intramembrane cleaving.